AUGUUCUCGAGAGAGUGGUGGAGGAAGCGCUCCUUGCGAGUGCGCGAUGACAAGGUCACAAAGGCAGCCGAACUCUCCCUCCGAGAAUCCCUCCUUCCCCUCUGCCUUGUCACCAUCCUCUUCUUCCUCUGGGGUUUCAGCUAUGGCCUGCUUGACACCCUGAACAAGCACUUCCAGGAGGUACUCCACAUUACAAAGGGGAGAUCUGCUGGUCUUCAAGCCGCUUACUUUGGUGCCUACCCCCUCGCCUCCCUCGGCCAUGCCGCCUGGAUCCUUCGCCGCUUCAGCUACCGUGCCGUCUUUAUCUGGGGCCUCUUCCUCUAUGGCCUCGGCGCCCUUCUCGCGAUCCCAUGCAUCAAGGCCAAGUCCUUCGCCGGCUUCUGUGUUUGCAUCUUCAUUAUCGGCAACGGCCUGGGCUCUCUCGAGACGGCCGCCAAUCCGUACAUCACUGUAUGCGGGCCGCCCAGAUAUUCGGAAAUCCGCAUCAACUUCGCCCAAGCUUUCAACGGUAUUGGUACCGUCGUAGCCCCUGUCCUCGGAUCGUACGUCUUCUUCGGUUUCGACGACAAUGUCGCCCUCCAGAACGUGCAGUGGGUGUACACGGCCAUCGCCAUCUUUGUCUUUAUCCUUGCCAUCAUCUUCUACCUCAUCGAACUGCCCGAGAUCACCGACGCAGACAUGCAGCACCAGGCUGCUGAAACCCAUGCUGGCGAUGCCGACCAGCCAUUCAGAAAACAAUACCGCCUCUUCCACGCUUCGUUUGCCCAGUUCUGCUACACAGGCGCGCAGAUUGCCAUCGCUGGUUACUUCAUCAACUACGUGACGGAAACACGCAAGGACACCGACUCCGCCUUGGGAGCUCAAUUCCUAGCUGGUGCCCAGGGGACCUUCGCCAUAGGCCGCUUCGCCGGGGCAGCCAUCAUGCACUUCAUCCGCCCGCGCAAGGUUUUCCUCCUCUUCCUCACUGCAUGCAUCAUCUUCAUCGCCCCUUCGAUUACCCAGAGAGAAAACACGGGCAUGUCCAUGCUCUACGUCACCCUCUUCUUCGAGUCGAUCUGCUUCCCCACCAUCAUGGCCCUAGGUAUGCGCGGGCUCGGUAGGCAUACCAAGCGCGGGUCAGGCUUCCUUGUCGCUGGUGUCUUUGGUGGCGCCGUGGUCCCCCCGCUGAUGGGCGCCGUGGCGGAUAUGCAUGAUACGGCGAUGAGUAUGGUUGUUCCACUGGCCUUCUUUUCUGUGGCGUGGACGUAUGCGCUUGCCGUCAACUUUUGGCCGUGGUAUAGGGAUACUUGCGAUGCGUUUACUACGGCGGAGAUUGGUGUGAGGGAGAGGGAGGAUGGUGUUGUUGGCAAGUCGGUCGUGGACGAGGAGGAAGCCGUGGGGAUGGAAAGGCAGACAGUCGGGGAGAAGGGGCUGUAG
Messenger RNA from Neurospora tetraspora, 1416 nucleotides. Its product is annotated as major facilitator superfamily domain-containing protein. Gene Ontology annotation, molecular function: transmembrane transporter activity. Lineage: Eukaryota; Fungi; Ascomycota; Sordariomycetes; Sordariales; Sordariaceae. The transcript has 2 exons. The record is from RefSeq and is a predicted model, not a curated record. Bases 1 to 1416 code for a protein of 471 amino acids. Gene Ontology annotation, biological process: transmembrane transport.